AUGCCUUUAAUUCGGAAACGAAGAGCACCCGACCAAGUCGACCCGGACGACUCAGGCGCCGAAGCCUCAACCCGCCAGAGACCACGCGCAAGCUCAUCCCCAGAAGCAGAGAUAUCCGACGAAGACCAUGGCGCAUCCUCAACAAACGCAAUGAUCCAAAAAAUGGUGCGCCUCGCCCUCUCAAGCGAGUACUCCCGCCUCCCCAUCCGCCGCGCAGACAUCAGCGCCAAAGUCCUCGGCGAGCAAGGCUCGCGUCAAUUCAAAACCGUCUUCGACAGCGCGCAGCGCGAACUGCGAGACAAGUUCGGCAUGGAGAUGACGGAGCUUCCGGCCAGGGAGAAGGUAACGAUUACGCAGCGACGAGCGGCCCAAAAAACAGAUAAACCGUCCAGCACCAACAAAUCCUGGAUCUUGACUAGUACCCUCCCGCCUGCGUUCCGCACGCCGGCUAUCUUACCGCCUACGAAAGCGCCCUCCUCUACUACGGAGAGCACAUACACGGCUUUGUACAGCUUUAUCAUCGCCGUCAUCUCGUUGAAUGGUGGUACGCUCGGCGAACAGAAGCUUGAACGGUACCUUGCGCGUAUGAACGCCGAGACAUACACGCCGAUUGACCGGACGGACCGGUUCCUGGCGCGGCUGUGUAAGGAGGGAUACCUGGUUCGCACGCGGGAGAUGGAUGGAGGCGAGGAGAUUAUUGAGUACAUGGCUGGGCCACGUGGGAAGAUUGAGGUUGGGACGAGUGGUGUUUCGGGGCUUGCGAGGGAGGUUUAUGGGUUUUCUGGUGGCGGGGAGUUGACGCGCGCGGAGCAGAAUGAGAGGGAGGAGUUUGAGACCAGGUUGAAGAGGAGUCUGGGUAUUGCGGAGAUGACCAGAGAGGGAGGCGAGGAGGAGGAGGAGGAGGAGGAGGCACGGGUUAAUGGAGAGGAGCGGAGGCAGAGUGAAGGGCCGAGGAGGUCUUCGAGGCGUGCUGCUGCCAGUGAUAGUUCGGAGGAGGAAAGUAGUGAUAGUGAUUGA
Molecule: messenger RNA, 1017 nt
Organism: Penicillium cinerascens
Lineage: Eukaryota; Fungi; Ascomycota; Eurotiomycetes; Eurotiales; Aspergillaceae
Product: MAGE domain-containing protein
Exons: 3
Coding region: 1-1017 (338 amino acids)
Biological process (GO): DNA repair
Cellular component (GO): nucleus
Source: RefSeq, a predicted model, not a curated record